Molecule: messenger RNA, 708 nt
Organism: Limulus polyphemus (Atlantic horseshoe crab)
Lineage: Eukaryota; Metazoa; Arthropoda; Merostomata; Xiphosura; Limulidae
Product: achaete-scute homolog 1a-like
Exons: 1
Coding region: 1-708 (235 amino acids)
Biological process (GO): developmental process; regulation of transcription by RNA polymerase II
Molecular function (GO): RNA polymerase II transcription regulatory region sequence-specific DNA binding; protein dimerization activity; DNA-binding transcription factor activity, RNA polymerase II-specific
Source: RefSeq, a predicted model, not a curated record
AUGGAUAGGUUUCCAAAACAGUCUCGAAGCUCAUUUUCAAAACGAGCUUCUAACAACGUGACCAUGGAAUUAGAGAUGUCAUCAGAGACUCUACAAAACAAACAGAAAGUUACUCUUACGGCAUUAACUUAUGCAUUGUCUCCUUGUAGACCAGCUGCUGUGGCCAGACGAAACCAGAGAGAAAGGAACCGAGUAAGACUGGUAAACCUGGGGUUUGCAACUCUUCGACAACACGUGCCUAAUAAUACAAAGAAUAAGAAGAUGAGUAAAGUUGAAACACUGCGGUCUGCAGUAGAAUACAUCAGACAGUUACAGAAACUUUUAUCCCAGAAUGACGAUACGAAUAACGAGCAAAUUCACAAUUACCAGCACCAGUCUUUUGACGCAGAUAGAAAUAAAUCGUUCUCCUGCGAACAAGACCACAAAAAUUUGGUCCACUCCACUGCAUGUUCUCCCGCUUCUAGCACAGACUCUGAUAUACUGUCCAUGUACGAAACUCAAGAGUUCGAACUCAAGGGAAGUUUGGAGUGUGAAAAUGAGCAAUCAAGUGGAUUAUUUUAUUAUGACCCAGCAGUUCUACACGAACCUGAAAACUACGAACAAUGCAGCGUUGAUUACCGUGAAUUUGAUCCAUGUAGUUCAUCCGAUACUGCUGACAUUUCAGGGUACUUGUUUAAUGCUGAUAGCUUUUUUAUCGACAGUUGGUGA